UGAUUGGUCCUGGUUUCUUAGCCUUUUACGUUUUCAUGUCACACAUAGGCAUGGUAUUUGUCUAAUAUCCGAUCGUCAUCGAAGCAUCAUAAGGGCGGUGAAAGACCACGGAGGGUGGCAGCCUCCAUAUGCUUAUCAUGUAUUUUGUCUACGUCACAUCGGAAGCAACUUCAAUACCCGUUUUAGGAAUGUGGAAUUGAAGAAAACGUUGAUGAAAUUAGGGUACACAUGUUCAAAGAUAAAUUUCGACAUUAGGUACAAGGAAUUUAUCGAGAACAAUCCUGAAGUUGCUUCAUGGUUGGAUGCGAUUCCGAAAGAGCAAUGGUGCAGGUCGUAUGAUGAGACAGGACGUAGGUUUGGUCAUAUGACAACUAACCUAUCUGAGUGUGUGAAUAAGGUGCUUCGUGGAGCACGAAAUCUGCCUAUAUCUGCAUUGGUCAAGAUGACAUUCAGUAGACUCGUUGAGUAUUUCGUCAAGAGACGUGAAGGGAUUGAAAAAGAUAUCUCACAAGGUUGGAUAAUUUCAAAGAAGGUUGAGGCAGCGUUGCAAAAAAAUGAUGAAUUGGCUGGCACUUAUCGUGUGAGGAUAUAUGAUAGUGACCUGUUAUUGUUUGAGGUUGAGGAUGCCUACAAUCAAUCUACACACGAGGUCGGUGACAUCAUGAGAGUGGACUUAAUCAAUCGUACAUGUCAGUGUGGUAGGUUUACAGCAAGGAGGUAUCCCUGCAGUCAUGUAUUAGCAGUUUGCAAGAAAUAG
Molecule: messenger RNA, 757 nt
Organism: Gastrolobium bilobum
Lineage: Eukaryota; Viridiplantae; Streptophyta; Magnoliopsida; Fabales; Fabaceae
Exons: 3
Coding region: 212-757 (181 amino acids)
Molecular function (GO): zinc ion binding
Source: RefSeq, a predicted model, not a curated record